Xiphophorus maculatus (southern platyfish) is the source of this 2116-nucleotide messenger RNA. It is a transcript of the gene pgm3, whose product is annotated as phosphoglucomutase 3. Gene Ontology annotation, molecular function: magnesium ion binding; phosphoacetylglucosamine mutase activity. The record is from RefSeq and is a predicted model, not a curated record. The coding region runs from base 99 to 1736 and encodes 545 amino acids. Gene Ontology annotation, biological process: hemopoiesis; UDP-N-acetylglucosamine biosynthetic process; carbohydrate metabolic process. The transcript is spliced from 13 exons. Lineage: Eukaryota; Metazoa; Chordata; Actinopteri; Cyprinodontiformes; Poeciliidae.
GCUGAGAAGGCGGAACCAGAGGAACCAGGAAGUUCUCCAUUGACUACUAACACGGUUGUAAUGCAGCUCUGAAGACCACAGACAGUGACUUUUAAGAGAUGGCCCAUUUUGAAGAAGUCAGCAAGCAGUCUGAUCUGCACCCUAAACCAGCAGGGUUGGUUUUGCAGUAUGGCACCGCUGGCUUUAGAACCAGUGCCAAUAAGUUGGACCACAUCAUGUUCAGGAUGGGUUUGCUGGCCACCCUCCGCUCCAAGAAGACCAAAGCCACCAUUGGAGUCAUGGUGACGGCGUCGCACAACCCAGAGGAGGACAAUGGUGUGAAGCUUAUUGACCCGAUGGGAGAGAUGUUGACGUCGUCAUGGGAAGACUAUGCCACCCAGUUGGCCAACACAGAGCAGGACGAGUUACUCACGACUCUGAAGGAUAUCAUAAAGAAGGAGGCCAUCGAUAUGAGCCGCGAAGCCAACGUAUUUGUGGGAAAAGAUACCAGGAGCAGCAGUGCUAGCCUUUCCCAGGCAGUGCUGGAUGGAGUCAAAGCCCUUGGUGGUCACAGCAAUGACUACGGUUUGGUGACCACCCCGCAGCUGCAUUACAUGGUUUGCUGUCAGAACACGCAGGGGAAAUACGGAGAGGCAACAGUGGAGGGAUACUACCGCAAACUCAGCCAAGCUUUCUCUCAACUCGCCAAGAAUGCGUCUAAUCGUACGGAUGACCAGAAGCACCUUAGUGUUGAUGGCGCUAAUGGCAUUGGAGCCAUAAAGGUACGAGAGAUGGAGAGUCACUUGAAAAAACACAUGCAGCUUUCCGUCUUUAAUGAUGGCAGCAGAGGAAAGCUGAACCACCAAUGCGGAGCCGACUUUGUCAAAGUGCAGCAGGAACUUCCAACAGGCAUCAAGAUCAACCCUGGAGAUCGCUGCUGUUCCUUCGAUGGCGAUGCUGACCGUAUAGUUUAUUAUUACACCGACUCUCAGGGUGACUUCCACCUCCUUGAUGGAGACAAGAUAGCUACUCUCAUCAGCACCUUUCUGAAAGAGCUCCUUAAUGAGGCUGGUCUUGACCUGAAGAUAGCAGUGGUGCAAACUGCUUAUGCAAAUGGCAGCUCAACUCACUACCUGGAGAAAACCAUGAAGGUAAUCGUAAAGUGUACUAAGACUGGAGUGAAGCAUCUACACCACGCUGCUCAAGAAUUUGAUAUUGGUGUCUACUUUGAGGCAAACGGUCAUGGGACAGUGUUGUUCAGUGAUGGAGCUGAAGAGAAAAUCCAGCAACUCGCCAAUGACGCCAACAUCAACGAUGAGAGGAAGAAAGUUGCUUUCCUGCUGCAGAAUACCAUCAACAUCAUCAACCAGACUGUUGGAGAUGCCAUUUCUGACAUGCUGCUGAUUGAAGCCAUACUGGCCAUUAAAGGGAUGACUGUUCAGCAGUGGGACGCCAUCUACAGUGACCUGCCGAACAGGCAGCUUAAAGUUAAGGUCUCCGACCGCAGAGUGAUAGACACCACCGAUGCAGAGAGGCGGGCCGUGACCCCAGCAGGGCUGCAGGAGGCCAUCGACGACUUGGUGAAGAAGUAUCAAAAGGCCCGCUCCUUUGUGAGGCCCUCUGGCACCGAGGAUGUGGUGAGAGUUUAUGCAGAGGCAGACACCCAGGAGAGCGCGGAUACUCUGGCUCAUGAAGUCAGCCUUGCAGUGUAUGGCCUGGCAGGGGGAGUCGGCGAUGAACCCAAACCUUUGCAUUAGAGGCAAACUCACACACUGUCGCCAAAUCAACAUUUUGAAGGAAAUCCCGGUUGAUUAUCAUUUUCUAAAUCAGUUAAAUAUAUCUCUUUCCCAGGGUGGUGCUAUUAUGUCGAACUGUUUAACUGCACUUUCUACUCUUUCUUCAUAACUGUUAAAAAAAAUAUGCACUGCAUGGAAAGUAUCAUGUACUGAGGUAGAUUUCUGUGUGAUGGCAAGGUUGCACUACAUUGUAUAUAUGAACAGCAUGGUUAACCAAUCAUUUGUUUCAACUUAUUUCUAAGGCUUAAGCAUGUUUGAAUCAGGUGUCAAAACAAAUAGAAAGUUUACAUGUUACUUGAAAUUCCACAAUUUUCCAUAAUAAAUUAGAAAUAAUAAGGAAA